AUGGAAGGCCGUGGCAGGCCAAGCUACUUCAACAUCGGUGAUGUGCCAGGUGAGCCUGGUAUGAUCCGAAGGAAUAGUAGGUCAGACGCUGCGCCGCCUUACCAGAGGCCGAGAGCAAGCAGUGUGCCUCGGGGUGCUGCCUUUAGUCCGGUGUCGAACUUGUCGGCUCUGGAACGGGGUAUGCAUCCAACCGGAAGCCCGGUGGUGGGAAGCCCAGCUGGCUCGCCGAACCCUCUUGGAGGUGUGUUGCCACCGCCACCAGGUUUGCCAGAGUUUGGUGGAGUUUCGCCAGUGAAUGCACCAUCACCGCCCACCGUGGAGACGUUUCUGUACCAGACGGUGCAGCAGCAGCAGCAGCAAGUUGCCCAGCUUACGUCUCUAGUUCAGGCUCUUGUGAGCAGGGAAGUGCCUGCGCCACCUACUGCGAGAGGCAAGGGCCACGGUGGAGAGCUUAGCUCCAUCUCCGAUUCGUCGGGGAAAAUGGAGGUUGAUGAGGGAGGUGCUCCCAUCAGGAAUCCCAAAGCUGAAGCUUAUGUUCCUAAGCUGCCUGCAAUUGAUGGUGGAAAGAUGAGCAAAGGCCGUCGCUCGGAGAUCGAAGGAUGGGCUGAGUUCCUGGAGCAAUUCCUGCCGUGGAUUGCUCUCUUUGAUGAUAGGAUCCCGGAAGAGCUUCAUCGAUCGAUUGCUUCUGAGGUCACCAUCAAGCAGUCAUCGCUUGAAAAGGGACAGAGCGUGCGUUCAACUAGGACCUUCUUGUACCUGAAGCAAGCGUUGCAAGGGUUUGCUCGUGGGCUUGACUUGGUUAAGCAAGUAGAGAAGGAGCAGCUUGGCUCCCCAGCUGGGUACGAGUGCAUAAGGAGGUUGCAUCAGGAGUUGUCUGUUGCGAGCCGCAUCGAGGCUUCGACGCUUCGGAAUGAGGCCCUGCAGUACCGCGCGAGCACUCCUGCCAAUCGUCCACUUGACAUGUUUCGGAACAUCCAGUUGGAGCUUGCCAAGUUUACCCGCUUGACCGCAGGGUUCCCAGAUCUUGCGUUUAGUGAGGCAGACCGUUGCAUGAUUGUUUUGAGAAAUCUUGAUGUUGAAGUGAAGAAGUAUGUUCUUUUGCAUGCUAGGGUUGACUCCAUGGAUCAGCUUGAGACUGCUUUGAAGUUUUAUGAUGCCAACCUUAAGAUCCUGAAUUUCCAAGAGAAGGAAGGAAAGGGAGCAGCAAAGGAUCACGCGAAUGCUUUGACCUUCGGAGACAAGGGAAAGGGCAAGAAGGGUGACAAAGGAAAGGAAGAAAAAGGAAAAGGAAAGGACAAAGGAAAGGACAACAAGAAAGGGAAUGAGAAAGGAAAGGAAGAGAAAGGGAAAGGUGGAAAGGACAAAGGCAAGGACAAGGGGAAGACUGCAGCCGCAAAGGACGGCAAGCAAGGUUCUGGAAAUGACAAGGAGAAGGAGAAGGAGAAAGCAGAGCGCUUGAAGAACGUCGCGGCUGCCUCUUUGGAGCCUCAGAUUUUCGCAGCUGCGGUUGAUCUGAGUUGUCCGGUUGUUGAGCUUGAUGAGGAUGAUUGCUCGGAUUUUUCCCAGGAGGAUUGGGAGGAGUUUGUUGCAUCUUAUGAGUGUGCUUGGUCGGAGCCUGUUGUGCUUGAAGGCGGUGAGCCUGUUGCGCUUGAGGGUUCCAUGUUGCAUGUUGCGCUUGACCAUUUUCCUUGUGACAACCCAAACAGAGCCACAGUUGAGCUUGCAGAGUCCCGCGGUGUCCCAAACAGAACCACAGUCGAGCUUGCAGAGUCCCACCAGGUCCCAGACAGAACCACAGUCGAGCUUGCAGAGUCCCCAGAGUUGAGCUUGGAAGCAGGUCGUUUUGUUGCAGAUUUUCAAAAUGUCGUUGAGCAUGGCAUGUUGCAUGUGGUAGGUAGAUCUGACCAUGGCAUGGUAGCACACGAGACAGCAGCAGCCAGCCAGCAGCAUGACACCAUGGAUUGGUGGCUCGUUGACUCCGGCGCGUCGGCCCACAUCAUCAACGAGGACACUUUGAGCCGGGUGCACGUUGUGAGCCACAGUGAGUCUGCCAGUGAGUGUGUUUCUGCAACGGGUGACAGCAUUGGAGUUCGGAGGUCUGCGGUUGUCAGGGUUCCAUUCGUUUUGGUUUCGGGCGAGACGGUGGUAACAGAACUCCAAGUGCUUGUUGCUCCUGUGAAGUUUAACCUGCUGUCCUUAGGGCGUUUGCUGGGCAAGAGCUGGGUUGUGGAUUUCCUGCCAAGUUUUAAAGUUGAGGCCGCUGGGUACGUUCUUCGCACGAGAUGGGUCUCCAAUUGCGGAUGGGUUUUCUCGAGUGCUGUUGAGCUUGACCUUUCCGUUGCAGUUGCCGCCCGAGCGAGCUUGAAGCGUAGUGACGGCUGUGAGUCCUCCUCCGACUCGGAGCAGGAGUGGCGCCUUUCGGGUCGCCGCCACCUGGCGGAGCAGCACGCGGCGACUGUUACGAGGACUCACGAGGAUUUCGAGGGAUCCACGAUCGCCUUUACGGCAACCUCGAUGGUGGGUCUUACGCCGGGCCAGAACCUGCUUUUGGUGCCAGCCGCGGAAGUGAAGAAGAAGACGGCAGAGCAGGCAAAGGCAGCUGCGAAAGCAGCGGCGGAGAAGUUCGUGAAGGAGCGCCAGGAGAGCGCCCAGUGGGCCAAGGAAGCAGAGGAAGCAAAGAAGAAGAGAGCCGCCAAGGCCGAGGCAAAGAAGAAAGCAGCCACAGAGGCCGAGGAGGCAGAGAAGAAAGCAGCCACAGAGGCCGCGGAGACAGAGAAGAAAGCAGCCACAGAGGCCACGGAGGCAGAGAAGAAGGCAGCCACAGAGGCCGUGGAAGCAGAGAAGAAGGCAGCCACAGAGGCCAAGAAGAGGGUCGCCGAAGCGAUCGGGGUCCCAGAGGUCAAGAAGCCCAAGGGCAGUGUGGCCAGAGCAAAGGCGGAGCCGUCUUCGGGGUCAAAGGACCCACCACAGCCACUGGUGAAGAGGCAGCCCAAGCCGCCCGUGGUGAAGGCAAUGCCAGCCAAGGUCCGGAAGAUCGUCUUGAAGAGCCGGGCCCAGCGCGGGAUUCCCGGGCAGACGGAGACUGCGCUGAGAAUGCUUUCGCAGCGAGCCAAGGAAAAGAAGAAGCAGGGCUACCUCAUGAAGGCCAUCAACAACGCCAUGAAGAAGAAGGCCGAGGAGCACAAGGGGCCUCCGGUGCGGAGGACAUUGGAAAGACAUGUCAAGGACCACUUCGCGCAAAUCAAAGGCCUGGAAGUUCCUUUCGUGGAGGUCACGGUUUCAGAAGUCAUCAAGGAACCCCCAGGACCACCAGGAUCGCCAAUGGUACCGCAACCGAGAACACCACCAGCACGAGCCAAGGUGGAGGCCGCGCGUGCAGUGAGGGUGCCACAGCUGAAGGUGGAAGGAGGCUUGGAGAUCAAUCCCCCACCACCGGUACCGCCGCGGAGGAGGCUUCCCACGCCACCGAGAGACCCGAGGUCAGCCGGACGAGGGGCCUCUGCGCCCUCAGAGUGGUCACCUGUGUCCAGUCUGCCGCCAUGGUCACCAGUGUCCAGUGUGCCGGUGGAUGCAAGGGCCAGGGAAACCCCAGCCGAGACGAGAGCCGAGGAGCCCCCAGCAGAGAGGAGAGCCGAGGAGCUUCACAUCGGGGACGACGGCAAGAUCUACAACUCGCGGGGCGAGGUGGUGGAGCUCGAGAGCAUCGAGAUAGACCGACCACAGCGUGACCGGAGCGAGGAGAGUUGGGGUAAGCUAGAGCGAGAACAUGUUCUUAGAUCGCAUGUGCCGUACAAUGAUCGGCCCCAGGACCCAGGGAUGAGAGAGGUGCAGAUAGAUAAGUUUUUCUACAAGGGCCUCGCCUUCCUGGUGUUGGUUUUGGUGGGUGCUUUUGCCCUCGGUGUGGUUCCGUAUCGUGAGGUGAGCGGAUCCCGAGGCCCAGCAGCCAAGGAAGCCAUGUUGAGUGACAUGUCGGCAUGGAGUCGUAGCGUUGGCUUGGUUGGUGUUGCUCCCAGUGAGUUGACGGUGAGUGUGAAGUCGGACAUUGAGGGUGUUGUGAAGAACCUUGCGCAAAGUUUUGCUGAUGGUUUGACCGCUGGUGCCAUCGAGGUUGUGGAUGCCCCUGUUGGUCGGCAUGCUGUUGUUGCAGAGCGUGCUGUGAGGACCAUCAAGGAAGGUGCAAACACACUUUGUGCUGGGUUGGAACAGGUCGGCUUGGAGCCCUGCGGGAAGGGUGUCACGUAUCUUUUGAUGCACGUUGCCCAGGUCUACAACCGGUACCAGGUGCAUCCUGGAUCAGCGCUGUCCCCAGAACAGCGGUGCUUGAAGACCACCCGUGGACCGCAUGCCGCCUAUGUUUGGGGGGCUGCUGUGCUUGCCACUCCUCCUCCCUCUUUGCGUGAUAAAAUCACCGGCCGUUACGGCCACGCCGCCUACCUUGGACCAGAGGUCGGAAGUGGAAGCCACAUUGUGCAGUUUAGGCUGCGGGAUGGCACUUUGAAGAUUGCGAGAAGCGCAAGAAUCCGGAUGUUGGUUCCUCUCACUUUUGAGGUGUCGAGCUUGAAAGGUGUUUGCCGCAUGUUGCCCGGAAGAAAGGAUGAUUCCCAGAAGAAGCUCCCAGAGAGCAGUGGUGACAAUGUGCGCGACCUCCCGUUGCCGAACACCGCAACCCGAGGACCACCACCAGAGUGGAUUGAAGAAAACGGGAGAACCCCAAGGUGCCGAGCUUGCCGGCUGCGCGGUUUUCCAGCAGAUAAGGCCUGGCACACCCAGAAGUGCCGUGAUCGAUACGCUGAGUUUGUGAGAAACUCUUUCGAUCCCAGCCGGGCAAUCCUCGAUCAAGCCCCAAUUGAAGAAGAAGUGACCGGGCGUGAUGAUUUGGGUGCUGGAUUUGGUGUUGAUCUUGGGCUUGAGGUGCCGGAUGAUCUUGAUCCGUUCCCGAAUUUUCCGUUGGAUGAGGAUUUGGCUGAGUAUGAGCCCAGUCUGCCUGGAGUUGAGAAUGAAGUAGAGCUUGGAGAAGAACUCGAGCAGAUCGAGGCCCCGAGCCCAGGCGAGCUUGAUUUUAUGCAAGUUGAUCCUGAACCUCUUGAGGCACUCCCUGAAGAAGAGCGGGAGGCCAUGGUGUCCAGUGUGAUGUACCGAGAGUCCAUCUCCUUUGCUGGUGCGUCGGUUUGUUUUGCGGGAGCCGCCACCAAGGUUGACUUAAACUGGGUGAAUGUGCUUACUGUGAGUGAGCGUGAUGAUGGUGCCAGUGCACAGACCUUGCUUGAGCUCAAAGCCAUCUUUGCUGAGCAGAUCAAGAAGAAGGGUUUUGUAUUCUUGUGGGCUAGUACCCCGUGCACAGGAGGCUGCCCGUAUCAGAGGCUUCGUGCCCGUGAUCCAGCUUAUCGCCGAGGGCGGUUGGCUCAGCACUGGAGGCUUCACCGGAAGCUCUGGAGAAGUUUGGUCGAGCUUACUAGCUUUGUGCAUGCUUGGGCCAUUGAGUGGCCGCGUGCUUGUGCUUACUGGUCUUGGCGCCAGACUGAGCAUUUUCUUUCCUCACGCCCCUACGUUUUGCACGACGUUCCAGUUGAUGGUUGUGCGCUUGAUAUGCGGGGUCGCGAUCAUCUGCUGAUCGCCAAGCGAUGGCGUGUUGUUACCACACACCCAGCAGUCGCUGAGAGCAUUCGUGUCUAUCGUUGCUCUGGGAAGCAUGAGCACUCGAAGGACUUCGACCUCAAGAGUACACAGCACUACCCGGUAGAGCUUGUAAAGUCCUUCUUCGAAGCGUUGCGCUCUUGA
This is a messenger RNA of Symbiodinium sp. CCMP2592, 5778 nucleotides long. Lineage: Eukaryota; Dinophyceae; Suessiales; Symbiodiniaceae. The record is from the annotation of a GenBank genome assembly.